This is a messenger RNA of Amyelois transitella, 2805 nucleotides long. Its product is annotated as leucine-rich repeat neuronal protein 3. The record is from RefSeq and is a predicted model, not a curated record. Bases 152 to 1645 code for a protein of 497 amino acids. The transcript is spliced from 10 exons. Gene Ontology annotation, molecular function: protein binding. NCBI's taxonomy places the organism in Eukaryota, Metazoa, Arthropoda, Insecta, Lepidoptera, Pyralidae.
UGAGGCCAUAAUUACAAAUACUAUUUAUCUUUUAUCUUAUCAGUGUUAACGGAUAGUCCGUGAUAAGCACAGUUGAUAAGAUGAGUCAGUACUGCUUUGACUGUGUUGCGAACUGUGUUUUUUAUGCGCCUGUGCCCUAAAAAACAGGAAAAUGGGUGGGAAGACAGGAACCUACGUCAUUUUCCUUUGCCUGAUGACUCAAGUUAUAUGCCAAGAAACGAACGCAGCUGUCGCCCUUUCGGCUUCUUCAGAUGAAAUAAUAAAAGAAACAGGAAUAUGUAGGAAAUGCAAGUGUGAAGACACCAAAAUUGACUGCAAUGAACAAGGAUUGACUACAUUUUUCUCAUCCAGCGAUUGGGCAUCAUUGGCUCCACUCAAGCCGACACACGUAGACCUCAGUGACAACUCGUUUGUCAACGUGACAGCUAUGGCGGAACUUCCGGUGCAAAUGCUGAACCUGUCUCGAUGCAAUAUCGAGUUUAUAGCAUACAGCAGCUUCAGGGAUCUGCAGCAGAUGGUCGUGUUGGACUUGAGUCAUAACAAGCUGACUUAUGAGAAGCUUAGUCCUCACGCUUUUGAGGGUCGCUACGCCGCAGAAGAAUACGAGCCGCUCCGAGCGAUGCGAACCCUGAACCUCGCGUACAACGACCUCCACUCACUGAACCAGGACCUGUUCGAGCAUAUGCCUGAGCUAACCGAGUUGGACCUGAGUGGGAACCCACUAGGAACCGUCGAUCAUGUGACCCUCAUUGCCAUUUCUAGUCUACCAAUGUUAAAGGUCCUCCGUAUGCGUUCCUGUAACAUGAAGGAGAUCCCGGAUCGUCUCCUACACACCCCAAGGUACCUGGAGCGUCUGGACAUCAGCGACAACCAGCUGACGGCCAUCCCCCAGGAACUGGACGAGACCAAGAACUUGGUGUAUCUGAAUUUGAACCAGAACCCCAUUGAGGAGUUGGACGUCAAUUCUGAGGAGUUCCCUGGCUUCCCCCGUCUGAAGAAACUGAUGGAACUUCAUAUGUGCAACAUGCCUAAGCUGACCCGCGUUGGCAUAAGCUCUUUGGCCGGUCUGGAGAACCUGGAGAGGCUACACAUGAGCUACAACGAGAAGCUCUCGUACAUUGACCCCAAAGCGCUGGCGAGGCCGGACGAUAUCGGAGAGAUGUUCGUCUACCCGCAGUUGACUCAUUUGUACCUCCAAUCGAACAACUUGAGCUCCAUCGACUCCCGCCUCCUGGCGCGCUGGGACAACCUCCAGGACAUCGCCGUCUCCGACAACCCCUGGCUGUGUGACUGCACCAACCAGUGGAUGGUCAGCAACCUGGUCACUUACAUUGAGGUCAUACACCCUAACGCCACUGCUGAGAUGUCCUGUCAGGAACCUAUAGAGAUGCGAGGUUACAAUAUGAAGCAUCUUCAUGAAGUGCAUCGUGACAUGAGAUGUUUGGACAAGUACGGCCACCGGCCUGAGAAGGACGGCGCCAUUUUGCUUGGAACUCUCAUUGGUGUAUUACUAGCGGUGCCAAUAAUGCUGGCUCUGGUACUAAUGUGGAGGCAGGGCUACUUCGCGUGGAUAGGGCUCCGGGGACCCUCGCCCAUGUCUCGGGCGUUCUACAAGAGGGCACCCGCCGAUGAUAACUAUAUAUAGACUAGGGACCGAUCGCGGAUUCGUUCAUGUUAAUUUGUAUUGUUGGUGUUUUUUUCUAAAAUCUUUGUGUGUAAUUAUAGAAAGUUAAAUCCAAUUUUGCGUGAAAGAGUAAUAUAUUUUUUUUAUAUUAUAUUUAGGUAGUAAGUAAGUAGGUUUAAUAUAAGUGAGACGAAAUUUAUAACUUAUUUUCUGACGUUGUAUACUGUGAUUCGACGAAAUUAGGUGGUUUUCAACAAAAUUACAACAAAAGACAAAAAAAAAUUGCUAUUCAGAAAUCGAUCAGCUUAUCAAAGUAUAUAGAUAUUUUUUUCAAGGAAAACCAAUCAGUUUUAUCGUCCAAAGAUGCUGUGCAAAAUAUUAUUAUUGAAUAAAAAAUCAACUUGUAUUUUCAUUAAUAUUUUUUAAAAUUCAUAUUGUAAUUAAGUCUAGUUUAUUUUAAUUAGUUCUUAAUUUAUAUUUAUAUUGUUAAUGAUGAUGACAGAAAAGAAGAAAGAUUUGUAUAUUUUAUUUUUGUGUUUUUUAUUUUUAUAACGAAUAAACUCAAACACUACUCGACACAUUUUAAUGAAAUUUGGCACAAUCGCUGUUACUUACAGUCGUAGUAAGUAAAGCAUAAUUAUUACUAGCCUGAUUAUGUGAGUCGAACACAACAUUUAUUUCCGGGAAUUCCCACAGAAGCGAGUCCCUGGGAAAAUAUUUACACCUCAAGCAAGGCUAUGUGGGUAAGUGGUUGGUUUUAUACUGAUUUGUAGUAAUUAGUCGUAAAAGCGAUUUUUAUUACUUGACUAUGGCUGUAAACCACUAUUUUCUUAGCGUUAUUUAGUUUUUUUUUUAAUAUUAUAUUUAUAGAUGUAGUCUCUGCCUACCCUACCGGUGGAGUACCGGUAUUAUAUUUGUAUUGUAUAAGCUGUAGUUGUUUUGUUACGUAAUUACUUAGAAUUCUAUAGAACUUGAGCGACUUGCUCAUUUCAUUGGUAAAAAGUAAUAGGUAGAAUUUGAUAUCGAAAAAAUUGAUGAUAAAUAAAUCGUGGAAGUAAAAAAUAUAAUAAUUUUUAUAAAGAAAAUUAUAUCUAAUAAAUAAUAGAUUGCCAACCAACUAUUUUUGUAACUCUUUACUUAAUGCAGAACUUUUCAAAAUAAAAAAAUCUAAUAACAUUGUA